AUGUCAAUUGCUACGGAGCUGGCUGAUGAAGAUGGAGAAGGUGAAGGAUAUGAGGAGGAGUUGGCCGAACAGGUAAAGUACCAACUGGAGAUGAAAACAGCUAUGGAGAAAAUCAAGAAGAAGACUGAUGUUGCUGAGCAGGGUGCCAGCGCUACAGAAACAACAGCCAGACUGAAGGAAAUAAAACUGCCCACGUUCAGUGGCACACAGGCAGAUGUCAUGGAAUUCAAUGACUUCUUCACACUCUUCGAGGAUCUGAUUGGGAAAAACAGCAAAAUCGGUGGAGGAAGCAAGCUGCUGUAUUUGAAGACCUACCUACGAGGCAGUGCGUUGGACCAGAUCAAGCACCUCUCCAAUGACAGCAACAACUACGAGUUGGCGGUGCAGUUCUUGAAGAAGGAGUUUUUGAACAAAGACAAGGUUGUUGAACAUCACAUCAGAAAGAUCUACGAACUACAGGCCCCUCCGGCACGAAACUCCACCCAGAGUCGACUCUGCUUGAUGAGCGAGCAGCACGGCCGCCGUUCACUGCUGCCGACGACGUCAGUGGUCAUCUGUGCCUGUGGAGAAGCAGAAGUGGCCAGAGCGCUGAUAGAUCACGGGAGUCAGGCGAGCUACAUCAGUCAGACACUGGCAGAGAAGCUGAAGCUGGAGGAGAAGGGACACGAGGAGACGUUCACAGUGAAGACAUGCAUCGGGACAGAAGAGAAAAGACACCGAGUCGUCACCUGCGAGAUCGCAAUCACACCGAAACGCAUGAUCAAGGCAGAGUUCCUCAUCGAUCCAAACAUGGACCUCAGUUACAAUCUCCCAGGCGUAUCACGUGCGGUGAAGCAACUGCAAGAUGAAGGCGUCAUACUGGCUGACUGCUUCUACAGAGAUCAAGAGACUGACGACAUCGACAACAUCCACUGUCUGCUGGGCGUCAACGUGUUGUCUGACCUCACCCCUCUCCGGACAGUCAGCCUGGGACAGAGUGUCGCCUACGAGGUCGACAAAGGGCACAUCAUCUUCGGAGAUCUGGCUGGUCUGGUUCCAGACCACCUGUCUCACCUGUGUGGUCCGACAAGUGAACCGACGCCCGAGGAUGAGGAAGAACUGCUACAAACGAUCAACGAGACCAACAUCAACAUCAAGCAACAAGAUCAGCAUCGAACAACACCUGAAGAACAAACUGAAGCCAGCACGUGGGAACAAGAUGGGCAACCACCAACAGUUCAAGAGAAAACGAACGUCAAAAGCCAAACUACGCAGACUCUUCGUGACGAAGACGAAGACGAUGUUGAACUGACAGCUGCAGAUGAACACGUCCUCGAGGACUUCAAGAGCGAAGUGGAGUUUCGCGACGGAAAGUACUUCGUGAAAAUACCCUUCUACUCCAACGUGGAAGAGGUGCCCGAAAACUUUGACAACGCCAUGGCCCUUACAGAUAGGGUACACCAGUCCCUGCAGCGGAAAAAUCUUGUAGAAAAGUACUCAGCCGUGUUUCAACAGCAAGUCAACGAUGGAAUCAUCGAAGAAAUCGACUUGUCUGUUUCAAAAAGACGAGUCUUCAUACCACACCACCCGGUUAUCAAAACCGACGAGCAGACUACAACCAAGAUACGGCCUGUCUUCAAUUGCAGCUUCAAGACAACAGGCUCGCCGUCACUCAAUGAUGCCUGUUUCCCAGGUGUCAACCUGCUCACGAACAUGACCAGUCUUCUACAAAGGUUCCGCACCAACAAGUUCAUGAUGAUGGCUGACAUCGAGAAAGCCUUCUUACAAGUCCACCUGAAGUAUGAGAGCGACCAGGAUCACUUCUGCUUCCUGUGGAAGACCGAGGAGGGCGUGAAAGCGUACAGGUUCAAGACCAUUCUCUUUGGACUGAACGCAAGUCCGUUCAUCCUCAACCACAUCCUUCAACUGCACCUGCAGCGAUUCCGCGAGACCGAGGCGAUCUCUGCCCUGAAGCAAUCCCUGUAUGUGGAUAACUUCCUUUACACUUCCUCCGACCUGGACAAACUCACCGACAUCUACCAUGAGAGCAUUAAGAUACUCAAGGAAGGAGGAUUCAACCUCAGAAGUUGGAAGUCGAACCAUCCAACCCUGCUGAACACAAUGGAUAGUGAAGGCACUCUUCACUCACACUCAUCAUCAAGUGAGAAGACACUCGGUUAUCUAUAUGACACCAAAACUGACACAAUGUCACUCGCUGACAUUCACUUUGAUGACAGCAGGAGGCUGACCAAGCGACGACUGCUGAGCAACGUCAGCCGGGUGUUUGACCCGCUUGCACUCACUCUUCCAGUCACGAUCAGGGGUCGCAUCCUGAUGAAGCAGGUCUGGGAUGAAGGAACCGACUGGGAUGAAGAGGUUUCCUCUGAAGUGAAGGCCGUGUGGGCCAAGCUUCGAGUGGACCUUGAGGCUCUCCAAUCACUGACAUUCCCGAGACAGACUGCUGAUUUGGAAUCAGACGAUCCGAUCACACUCCACGUGUUCUGUGAUGGCAGCAGAUCAUGCUACGGCGUCGCCUGCUACAUCAAACAAGGAGAGAAGACAUCUCUUGUCUACAGUCACAGCAAGUUAGCCCCUGACAAGAAGAGCAUCCCACAAACUGAACUUCUUGCUGUACUGAUGGCACUCGAUUGUGUUUCAACAAUCGCAACUUCACUGAACAUCAAGCCAGAUGAUGUAUUCGUAUGGUGUGAUGCUCAGGUGGUCUUGGAAUGGCUUCACAGUGGCACCAAGACCAAGAGCAGAUUCACCAUCAACAGGCUGAAGACGGCCCAACAGAAGAAAAAGGACCUGGAAACGCUGUUGAACUGUGAAGUGACGUUCAGAUACGUCAACACGCUGGACAACGUCGCCGACAUGGUCACCAGAGGUAUUUCGUACAGAGAGUUCGAAAGAAGCAUGCUCACCUGGUUGUCAGGCCCGAGUUGGCUGGCCGACACAGACGCCUGGCCUCAGAACACGCUCAACUGUCUGUCCGAAGCCACCAAACGCGCGAUGCAGGUCAACACAAACCUCACAGAACAGCACGAUCCAGAUACCAGUCAGCAGCUGCUGGACCCUGGUAAAUAUUCCAGUCUCAAGAGGCUCUACGGUGUCACUGCUCGGGUCUACCACUUCAUCAACAAGCUCAAAGGCAGACAGGUAGACUGCUACAAGCAAGCUGAAGACUACUGGAUUCGCCGCAUGCAGCAGAAGUCGUUCCCAGCAGAACUGCGUUUCCUGCGAGAAAAAGAAAAUCAGGCGUCAAAGCCGCCGCCCAAGCUCGUGAACGACCUCAAUCUCUUCUUAGAUGAGGUUGACAUCCUGAGAUUACUGACGGGCGGGGCGCCCUCCUCUCAGUACUGA
This is a messenger RNA of Amphibalanus amphitrite, 3342 nucleotides long. RefSeq lists its product as uncharacterized. Lineage: Eukaryota; Metazoa; Arthropoda; Thecostraca; Balanomorpha; Balanidae. The transcript is spliced from 4 exons. The record is from RefSeq and is a predicted model, not a curated record. Gene Ontology annotation, molecular function: nucleic acid binding. Bases 1 to 3342 code for a protein of 1113 amino acids.